Messenger RNA from Coffea eugenioides, 3254 nucleotides. Its product is annotated as putative disease resistance protein RGA4. The record is from RefSeq and is a predicted model, not a curated record. Lineage: Eukaryota; Viridiplantae; Streptophyta; Magnoliopsida; Gentianales; Rubiaceae. The coding region runs from base 159 to 3254 and encodes 1031 amino acids. Gene Ontology annotation, biological process: defense response to other organism. The transcript has a single exon. Gene Ontology annotation, molecular function: ADP binding.
UCCGGUUUGUCAAAGAAGCGCAGCACCAAAAAAUCCUCAUAAGUCUUGUAACGUCCGUUUGAGUAAAGAGCAGUUCCUUUCUGCUUCUAGCUGCAGCUAAAACCUACCGCUGCAAAAGAGUAUCCUAAUCUGAAGACUCUGCCCAAGGAACAAAAAGAAUGGCUGAUGCACUAAUUGCUUCCACAAUAAAGGUGGCACUGGAGAAGACACUUUCCCUUGCCAAUGAAAGGAUUGGCAAGUUAUUCCAAUUCAAGGAGGAUUUGGAGACCCUGAGAGGAUCCGUUGCCAUGAUCCAAGCUGUCUUGGCUGAUGCUGAGGAAAAGCAAACGCAUGACCAGGCCGUGCAACUGUGGCUCCAGAGGCUGGAGGUCGUGGCGUUUGAUGCUGAGAAUUUGUUGGACGAGCUGAAUUAUGAAGUUCUUCGUCGCCAACUCGUGGGCAAGGUACGCUCCUUCAUCCUGUCCUCUGACAUUAAUAUUGUUUUCCGAUGGAGAAUGGCCUCCAAGAUCUGGGACAUCAACAAGAAGUUGAAUAAGAUCAAUAAAGAAGCCAAUGAUUUUGGACUGAUCAGAAGGGCAACUUUCCCCUCUUCUACUACUGCUAAAGUCACUCUAAAUAGAGAGACGGAUUCUAUUGCUGACCAUUAUGUUGUAGGAAGAGCUAAGGAUGAAACAAGGCUGGUGGAGACCUUGCUAAGCUUGUCAGAACAACCCGUUUCUGUAAUUCCCAUCCUUGGGAUGGGCGGAUUGGGAAAGACAACUUUAGCUCAAUCUAUAUACAACAAUCGUCUAGUUGAUAGCCAUUUUGAGAAAAAAAUUUGGGUUUGCGUGUCCGACAAUUUUGAAGUGACAAGGCUUUUGAAAAUGAUUUUAGAAUCACUCACGAGAAGAAAUGUUGAAAUGACCAGUAGGGAUGUCAUUGUCCAGGAAAUUAGACAACAACUUGUGGGGAAAAAAUAUCUUCUUGUUCUUGAUGACGUCUGGACCGAAAGCCAAAUCUUGUGGGAUGAUUUUUUACGUUUGUUACGGGGCCUGAAUGCAACUAAUGGAAAUUGUUGUGUUGUGACAACUCGUAAACAACAAACUGCAUCCAUUGUGGCCACACAUGAUCCUUAUGUGUUAGGAAAGCUAUCUGAUGAUGAUUGUUGGUCUAUCCUAACAGAGAAAGCCAAUGCAGGUGGAGAAAUUCCCGAACAAUUGCAAGUCAUGAAAAAGGAAAUUAUAAAAAAAUGUGGUGGCCUACCGCUAGCUGCAAGUGUAAUGGGAGGUUUAUUGCGCAUGAAGAGAAAAGAGGAGUGGAAAUUGAUUUUGAUGAAUAAGCUUUCAAAUUUGAGCGGAGAUGAAGACAGUGUCAUGCAAAUACUUCAGUUGAGUUUUGAUAAUCUACCAUCACCAGCCAUCAAGAAAUGUUUUGCAUAUUGUUCUAUGUUUCCCAAGGAUACUGAGAUGAAAAGAGAUAUGCUAAUCGAACUUUGGAUGGCAGAAGGCUUCCUUCAAGUAGAUCUCAAGAACAAAACAAUGGUAAACAAAACAAUGGAGGAAAUUGGAGAAUAUUACUUGGAAAUUUUAUUGCAGAGUUCUUUGCUGGAAGAAAUAAGAAAAUAUCGGGGAAGGUGUUAUAAAAUGCAUGAUAUGGUGCACGACGUCUCAAAAUCAAUAAUGUCAAAGUCUACUAAAUUCAUUAAUUCGGAGACUGGUUCAGGAGACAAUAGUAAUCAGGUUCGUUGUCUUGUAAUAGACUCAUUUGGAGAAGGCACAAUAAAUCUUUUCGAGAGUCGAUCAAAUUUGCUUCAUACAUUGUUUCUAAGUCAGGGUAGCUUAUCUGAUGAUAUGCUAAUGAAGUUGAAGAAUUUGCACGUUCUGAAUUUGUCCGGUGCAAAAAAUCAGAAUCUGCCAAUCUCAAUUGGCAAACUGAUACACUUGAGGUACAUUAACUUUGAGGAUUCUAGAAGCGAAGCUUUGCCGGAAUCUGUUUGCAAACUUUAUAAUUUGCAGACACUGAGGCUAAAUAGUUUCGCUCUUAAGGUUCUUCCGAAGGGGAUGCGCGAUUUGAUUAGCUUGAGACAUCUCCACUAUUACACAAGGGAUGAAGUAUUUCAAAUGCCGCUGAAUAUGGAACGACUGACUUGCCUCCAGACACUAGAGUUUUUUAAAGUGGGUCGAGAGAAGGGUCGACAAAUUGGAGAGCUUGGAAGCUUAAAAAACCUCAAAGGCAGUUUAACUAUACACAAUCUUCAACUUGUAAAGGAUAGGAAAGCAGCUGAGAAAGCAAAACUAUCUGAAAAGGCAAAUCUAUUUAGUUUGAAACUUGAGUGGGCCUGGGCUUGGGAUCGAGAAGGCGACAACUACAACUAUGACAAAGAUGUGUUGGAUGGCCUUAGGCCUCACCCAAAUUUGGAGGAGUUGGUAAUUGAGAAUUUUAUGGGCGAUCAAUUUCCUCGAUGGUUAAUGGAUUUGGCAACAACAACAACACUCCCCAAGUCAGCAACAACACCCCCCAAGUUAGCAAGUUUGGCAUUUAAUUUCUGCGACAGAUGCAGAGAACUCCUUCCCCUGCAAAACUUUGCGUCUCUUAAGCACCUGGAGAUUUAUGGUUGUGAUGAGUUGACGAAUCUGCCAGGUGACAUGCUACACUAUUGUACCUCUCUCCAGAAGCUUCGGGUGACUAAUUGCAACAAUCUUAUCUCCUUUCCGCUUGAUUUGCAACAAACGCCUUCUCUCUCGGAGCUGGAAUUAUGGUUGUGUCCCAAACUUAAAACAAGCAUGACGCCCAAAGGAUUUUGUUUCCUAACCAGUUUAAGGAUGCUUAGAAUUGGUCCCUUCUCGGAUGAUCAUGAAAAUUCUUCAAUUUACAAUGAGUUUGAUUGGUCUGGAUUGAUAUCCUCCUCCUCCUCUUCGUCAUCCGCACUCCGUCGAUUACACUUAUAUGGGAAGCCACACAUGGAGUCACUGCCACCUCAGAUCCAAUACUUGACCACUCUCACGUCACUAUCGCUAUAUCAAUUUGGAGGUAUAAAAGCUCUGCCAGAUUGGUUCGGAAACUUCGCUGCUCUUGAAGACGUGCACUUAUGGUUUUUCAAAGAGCUUGGACAUCUACCCUCUGAGGAUGCCAUGAGAAGUUUCACCAAACUGAAACGUCUGGAGGUUUAUGGUUCUCCUCUGUUAAAAGAAAGAUGCACUACUGAGAGCAGCGGCCCCGACUCCCAGUGGUCCAAAGUUUCUCACAUUCAACGCCUAUACAUAACCGAUUAUUAA